Molecule: messenger RNA, 908 nt
Organism: Carassius auratus (goldfish)
Lineage: Eukaryota; Metazoa; Chordata; Actinopteri; Cypriniformes; Cyprinidae
Exons: 4
Coding region: 206-817 (203 amino acids)
Source: RefSeq, a predicted model, not a curated record
AUUCAGAAAACACAUACAAAUGCCACAACAACUACAUAUUCAGAAAACAACUUCGUCGAUUUCACAUCACGUACGCUGCAAAUAUUCACAGCACGAGCAAAUAGGGAAACGAACUGCAAACUGCGAAGACACAACGGAAAUGUUUCCAGGGGGGGCCAUAAUCAGUGACGGACCCGCAUCCAUCCGGUUGUCUUCGCGCUUCUGAAUGUGCGCUUUUGUUGCUUAUGGCUACAAGACAUUGAAAUGUUCUGUCCGUUUUGUGCUGUGCAACUGGGGGAACGCUCCCAAGUUUUGCCCGUCGUGUGGUAUGAACGUGGGGUUCCUUACGGAGCGUCCAUCCACGUCAUCAAGCGUAGGCCAUGGGCCUACAGUGAAUGAGACAAGUAUCCAAGGAAGAGCAGCUCAAUUCAUGAGGUUCAGGGAAGUUAAAGAGGCUGAGAGGAGGACCUUUUCAAAGGCUAAAAAGAAACCAAACAUUACGAUCAAGAUAUCGAUUGGCAUAAUGACCAGAACAAAAUAUGGGUUAAAACCUAUAAGGGGGAAAACCUUGCCAUUAAAUGUUGAACCCCUGUGGUCAUCAAAACAAAUUUUGCCAGCUGCUAUAAAAAAACAGCGAGAUUUUAAUCAAGACACAAUGUACGAUGGAGAAUAUGUCCUGGUCUAUCCUGAUGACUCUCAGGUACAAAAUAUACCAGGCACAGACAGACCCUUUGUCCUUGAACAUUAUAAAGAGGCCAUUGGAAAGGCUUACCAGAGGAUCGUACUGUACAUCUGCCCCCUUCAGGAUUUGAGUAAGUAUCGAAGUACAUGUAUGUAAAAUAAUAAUAAUAAUUGCUAAUGGUUGGUUAUUGAGUGAGUUCUUAAUUUAAUUUGAGCUGGUUGAAAAAUUGCUAUAUAUUUUGCGUAUA